Molecule: messenger RNA, 1074 nt
Organism: Candida albicans SC5314
Lineage: Eukaryota; Fungi; Ascomycota; Pichiomycetes; Serinales; Debaryomycetaceae
Exons: 1
Coding region: 1-1074 (357 amino acids)
Source: RefSeq, a predicted model, not a curated record
AUGUCAGCACAAACAACAUAUCCAAAGAGAAAUUUGGAAGUGAUUCCAUUUAGUUAUCAACUUGAAUUUAUUGAUAAAGUUGUUUCAAGUCCAACAAAAUCUCAGCAUCAAUCUUCCAAUAGAUAUCAUAACAAUAACAACAACAACCAUCAUCAUCAUCACCAGAAUCAACAUCUGCAUCUGCACCAACAGUAUCAACAAUACUUGCAACAACAGCAACAACAAAACAAAUAUACAUUGGCAGCCGUGGCAGCAGCAGCAGCAUUACAACAGCAACAGCAACAAACAUUUUUGUUACAACAACAGCAAGCCCAACAAGCAGCAUUGGCUCAAAAGAAACAACAACAACAACAACAACAGAAGCAAACACAGCAUCAACAUUCACAACUGUUUGUUAAUUAUAAUUCCCAAUCCCCUCAAGUUUUUGCUCUGCCUACUCCUCCUCAAGUUUUCGGUGAUGUACCAAUGGAUAAGUCUAUCACCAAUUCUUCCAUGUUUAGUUCUCUGAGCCAACCUUUAAAUACUACUGGUAACAUUGAUUUGAAAACUAACUUUAUGUUGUAUAAUAAUAGUACUAAUUCAAUUCCUUCACCAACUAAUAGUCAAUAUGGUGGAAAUGGUGGUGGUGGUGGUGGUAAACAAACUUCAGCUUCAUCUCAAUCUUCUGGUGCUGCUGCUGGUGCUGCUGCUGCCACUGGUUUCACUACCAAAUUAUUUGAUAAUUCAGUUGGUUCAAAUAGCAAUUCACCUAUUUUGUUACCACCAAAUGCCAAUAGAAAUCCAUCACCUCCAAAUUUGUUUUUAUCUACCAAUAGUAGUAAUAACAACAAUGGAUCACCGUUAAUGGGUGCUUCUAUGACUCCUACAAGUACAAGUUUUUUGAAUAAUUCACCAUCUUUAGUGACAACUGGUCCUAUUUCUUCAAAUACAUGGAGUAUGGGGGUAUCAACACCUACUAGUGGUUCAAUUUGGGGGAACAAAUCUUCAGGAACUUCAACCACUUUGACUGCUACACCAAUUACAAAAACUAGCAGUAAUGUCAUGUCUAGUUUCAAUGGUUCAAACUUGUGGUAG